UGAACACGCUUUGGAGAGGCAAAUGAGACGAGAGAACGUGGGAGGCUAGAGGGUUCAAGAAGCCCCCGGCCCACUCAAGAGGAGGAGGUGGUGGUGGUUGAAGAGAGAGCGGGCGGUGGCUUGCAUUGCUUCGUUCGCUUCUCUGCAAGCUCUCGCAGCCAUGGCCUCAUCUCCUGACCAAACCCAUUUCAUCACAACCACCCACCGUUCAUCACUACUUUUCUCUCUCUUCUUGGCGCCUUAUCUUCUAUCAAUCGUCGCUUCGGCGUCCCACCUCUACUCCGGUGUUGAAGAUGAGAAAGGCGUUAGAACUAAUUUGUUUCCAGAAGUACUAAGAGACGAGGCUGUGGCUAGACUCGUUGAGCUCGGAAAGGUAAGUGAUGUGGACGGCUAUCUUGAGAGGACAUUUUUCAGCCCAGCUUCAAUCAGAGCAGGAAACCUUAUUCGUGGCUGGAUGGAGGAAGCUGGUUUGCAGACGUGGGUGGACCAAAUGGGCAAUGUUCAUGGCCGAGCAAAAGGGAAAAAUGAGAGUGAAAAAGCUCUGUUGAUUGGUUCUCACUUGGAUACUGUGAUUGAUGCCGGAAUAUUUGAUGGUGCCCUUGGUAUAAUUUCUGCAAUAUCUGCACUGAAGGUUUUGCAUAUUAGCAGGGAGUUGGAGAAACUAAAGCGGCCAAUAGAGGUGAUUGCAUUUAGUGAUGAGGAGGGAGUGAGAUUUCAAUCCACCUUCUUAGGAAGUGCUGCUAUUUCUGGUGUGUUACCAGUGUCGGCAUUGCAGAUGCCGGAUAAAAGUGGUGUAACAGUGCAAAAUGUUCUGAAGGAUAAUUCUAUUGAAAUAUCUGGGGAAGGCUUAUUUGCUCUCAAGUACGAUCCAGAGUCCAUUUGGGGUUAUGUUGAGGCUCAUAUUGAACAGGGACCGGUGCUAGAAUCAGCUGGCCUUCCUCUUGGCAUUGUGAAAGGAAUUGCAGGGCAGACAAGGUUAAAGGUGACCGUGAGAGGCUCACAGGGACAUGCCGGAACAGUACCUAUGUCUAUGCGUCAGGAUUCCAUGGCUGCUGCCGCAGAACUAAUAGUUCUGUUGGAGAGUCUUUGCAAACACCCGGACAAUUUUCUCUCCUUGGAUGGCCAAUGCGAAAGGUCCAUGAUGGAAUCUCUCACCGGAUCUCUUGUCUGUACUGUUGGAGAAAUAUCAUGCUGGCCAAGCGCCAGUAAUGUCAUUCCUGGCGAGACAACUUUUACUAUAGACAUACGAGCAAUGGAUGACCUGGGAAGGCAGGCAAUAAUAUACGAACUAUCUAAUCGGAUGCAUCAAAUAUGUGAUCGGCGUUCUGUUUCGUGUGUUAUAGAGCGCAAGCACGAGGCAAAUGCAGUGGGUUGUGAUAAUGGAUUAAGUUCACAGCUGAAAUCUGCAGCCUUAUCCGCAAUGAAGAGGAUAUCUGGUGAGGUUGUGGAAGAUGCGCCUGUGCUGAUGAGUGGCGCAGGACAUGAUGCAAUGGCCAUGUCUCAUCUUACAAAGGUUGGCAUGAUAUUUGUACGUUGCCGUGGAGGCGUUAGUCACUCCCCGGCCGAGCAUGUAUCCAAUGAUGAUGUUUGGGCAGCUGGUUUAGCAAUCCUUUCGUUCCUAGAAUCACAACUGUAGAACUGAAGAUUUUUUGUUUUUGUAUUGAACAAUCUGCUUUGUAUAUUCUCAAAGACACGAGUCAACGUCCAUCCCAAAAAUAUAAUAGUAAUAACAAUAGAUUCAACUCCGAUGAUUGGUCCA
Messenger RNA from Diospyros lotus (date-plum), 1759 nucleotides. RefSeq names its product allantoate deiminase 1. The transcript is spliced from 12 exons. The record is from RefSeq and is a predicted model, not a curated record. Bases 161 to 1636 code for a protein of 491 amino acids. Gene Ontology annotation, molecular function: hydrolase activity, acting on carbon-nitrogen (but not peptide) bonds, in linear amidines. Lineage: Eukaryota; Viridiplantae; Streptophyta; Magnoliopsida; Ericales; Ebenaceae.